This is a messenger RNA of Uranotaenia lowii, 3600 nucleotides long. RefSeq names its product poly [ADP-ribose] polymerase (gene Parp1). The transcript has 4 exons. Gene Ontology annotation, cellular component: nucleus. NCBI's taxonomy places the organism in Eukaryota, Metazoa, Arthropoda, Insecta, Diptera, Culicidae. The record is from RefSeq and is a predicted model, not a curated record. Bases 223 to 3222 code for a protein of 999 amino acids. Gene Ontology annotation, molecular function: DNA binding; NAD+ poly-ADP-ribosyltransferase activity; NAD binding.
AAAAAUUCAUUCUGCCGGCAUUUUCAGAUUAUUUCUCUCGCGAUUGCUGUUGGCCUGAAAAUCAUUCAUUCACUCUUGAAAAUUCGUGUUUGUUGUCUGCUGGUUCGUUUGUUGUCCCUUCGUAGUAAAAAGUCGGGAAAAAUUUGAAUAACUACGCUGUAUUAAUAUUGAGUUACGUGUCCAGAGCCAAGCAUUAGCCCCACUUUAGCUCUUUCUACCGAGAUGGAAGCGCAAAGCCUCCCGUACCUGGCCGAGUACGCCAAAAGUAACCGGGCCUCGUGUAAACUGUCUUCUUGCAAGCAGAAGAUUGAGAAGGAUGAACUUCGAAUCGCCGCAAUGGUCCAGUCCGCUUUCCACGACGGAAAGCAGCCGAAUUGGUUCCACGAGCGAUGCUUCUUCCAGAAGCACCGGCCCGGCACCGAAGGUGAUGUGGCCCAUUUCGAGGGGCUACGUUACGAGGACCAGGAACGGAUUCGAAAAAAGAUUGCUGCGCUCGGAUCCGGAGUGGUCGAAGCUGCUCCGAAGGGUAAGGGAAAGGGGAAGAAACGUACGGCGGAGCAGAGUAUGGCCCUGAAGGAUUUCGGCAUUGAAUAUGCUUCCUCCGGAAGGGCGACAUGUCGAGGUUGUGAAAUCAAAAUUUUGAAGGACGAACCUCGUAUCAAGAAGGUGGAUUAUACCACGGAAGUGGGAAUGAAAUACGGUGGCCAGGCAUUGUGGCAUCAUAUCGAAUGUUUCGCAAAGCUUCGUUCCGAGUUGGGUUAUUUCGAAAAGGGUGACGCCCUACCCGGGUUCCGUUACAUGAAAAAGGAGGACCAAGCUAAGGUUAAUGAACUACUUCCAGCUAUCAAGUCGGAAGAAGUUCCCAUAAAGAAGCUUAAAUCGGAACCUACCGAUGAAACGGACAACGCUCAGGCAAAGAUUGAUGAAGAAUUGUACGCCCAACAGCAGAAAGCGUUCUUCAAGAUCCGUGACAAAAUCAAGGAUGAGGAAAUGAAGAAGAAAGACCUAGAGUCGAUCCUCAAACGUAACAAACAAGCUAUUCCGGAAGGCUUCGAUGCCAUUCUGGAACGUGUAUGUGACAUUUUGACCUUCGGUGCCUUGCAAAGUUGUCCGAAGUGCAAGGGUCAAUACGUACUCCAAAAAUCGGCAUACAUGUGCGAGGGCAACUUAACUGAAUGGGUCAAAUGUUUGAACACAGAUCCUAAACCACCCCGUGUUCCCACAAAGGUUCCUACUGAAAUAAAAGAUGCUUUUCCGUUCUUGAAAAAGUACAAAUCCGUUGUCAGUGACAGAGUUAUCAAAUACAUUCCCCCGAGCUUGAGCACCACCAUGAAGAAAGUUAAGAAAGAAGAACAGUUGGAACCGAAAAUUAAACGCGAAAAACCUCCACUAUACCAGCUGCAAUUUGUUAUUUUGGGUAAAACUGCAACCCCAAAAGAAGAACUUAAGAAAAAGAUUGAAAAACUAGGUGGAAAGGUAACCACCAAAAUUACCAAUACAAUCGCUGCUAUUAUUUCUACACCGGAAGAGGUUGAGCGGCUUAGCAGUCGAAUGCAGGAAGCCAAAGACAUGCAAAUUCAGGUGGUACCGGAAGAUUUUAUCGAAGAUGCCAAGGGCGGUGGCGCGCUUACCUACAUUACGUCCAAAGCCAUUUGCGACUGGGGUUCAGAUCCGAUGAGUCGAAUUCCUCAGGAUGAGGAAAAAUCUAAGAAAAGCAUGUACACCAAAUCGGUCCCCUCGAAAGUUACCCUGCAGCUAAAGGGAGGUUUGGCCGUUGAUCCGGAUUCUGGACUAGCCGACGUGGCCCACGUCUUCAAGAAGGACAAGGAUAUCUACAACUGUGUGCUCAACAAGGUAGACAUCCAGGCAGACAAAAAUUCCUACUUCAAGAUGCAAAUUUUGCAGGCCGAUAACGGCAACAAGUUCUGGUUCUUCCGCGCCUGGGGUCGAAUCGGUACUACCAUCGGGGGAAAUAAGCUGGAAAAGUGCGACACUGCUUUCGAAGCUAUCGAUUCGUUCAACUACCACUAUCAGGAUAAGUCGGGUAACAGUUGGGAGUCCUACCGUAAUGGUACCUUCAAGAAACGUCCCGGUUUGUACUUCCCGGUAGACAUCGAUUACGGUGAUGAGAAAACUAAGAAGCUGACCGAAAACGUUAACGAUGUCAAAUCAAAACUGGAACCAGCAGUGAAGGAUCUCGUUCGCAUGUUGUUUGAUGUGGACACCAUGAAGAAGGUCAUGUUGGAGUUUGAACUCGAUAUGGAGAAGAUGCCAUUGGGUAAAUUGUCCCAGAAGCAACUUCAAGCUGCCAUGAAGGUGCUGACGGAAAUUUCGGAACUCAUUGUUAACGGUGGCAGCAAUCCACAGUUUAUCGAUGCCUCGAACAGGUUCUAUUCGUUGAUUCCACACAACUUUGGUGUGGAAACUCCACCGGUGAUGGAUACCGUUGAAGUCGUCAAGGAAAAACAAGAUAUGUUGGACAGCUUGAUGGAGAUAGAAAUAGCCUACAGUCUGCUGAAUGCUGAAACCGAUGAGACGAAGAAUCCGUUGGACGCUCACUACGAACAACUGAAGACCGAAAUAGAAACGUUGAAGCCCGCGUCGGAAGAGUUCAAGAUCCUGGAGCAAUACGUAAAGAACACACACGCAGAAACUCAUACGGCUUACGAGCUGGAAAUCCAGGAGAUCUUUAAGAUUAAGCGCAAGGGCGAAGAUCGUCGGUUCAAGCCUUUCAAAAAGUUGCACAACCGCAAGCUUCUGUGGCACGGUUCUCGUUUGACCAAUUUUGUCGGUAUUCUCACGCAUGGUUUGAAAAUCGCUCCACCAGAGGCACCAGUCACUGGUUAUAUGUUCGGUAAGGGUAUCUACUUUGCCGAUAUGGUAUCCAAAUCGGCUAACUAUUGUUGCACCAGCCCGGCCAAUCCGACGGGUCUUAUGAUGCUGUGCGAGGUCGCCCUGGGAGACAUGGUCGAAUAUACACAGGCUCACUACGUUACCAAACUACCGGCAGACAAGCAUAGUACCAAGGGUGUUGGCCGAACCCAACCGAAUCCAUCGGAAGCUUACAAACGCCCAGAUGGCGUGGAAAUUCCGCUCGGCAAGGGCAUGGUGCUGGAUAAGAAGCUCCAGUCCUCGCUGCUGUACAACGAGUACAUUGUGUACGACGUUGCUCAAGUCAACUGCCAGUAUCUGUUUAAGAUGAACUUCAAAUACAACUAUUAGAUAGAGUACGGACGUUCAUCAACUUUUUGCAACAUUCGAUAUUAUUAAUGCAGUUAUAUUUGUGUAAGACUUUUUACUCUUAACCAGCAGCAGUACAACUUCUAAUAAGAAAAAUACAAUCCAAUAGUUCAGAUCUGUAAAGAACGAACAAAAAUGAUUCACAUUCACCGGAGCUUUCUGCCAAAAUAACCAAGAGAAAAAAAAUCACAAGGUUUACAGACAGACCACAAGCAGUAUACGUUAUCAAGGAAGUUGUUUUUUGUUUUAUCCUUUGUUUAUCUAUGGUUUACGUUGUGAGAACCUUUCGAUUCACUUUCAUGUUUGGAUUCAAACUGCAACUUUUUUUUCUAAAUACAUACGUAAUGUGUUAAAUUGAAA